GUUUGGUGGACAUAGUUGGAGUUUGGUCGUAGAAGCCCAUCUCCAGUUAGUCCACUGGGUACCAAAAUGGUGUCCACCAAGAUUUUGGUUGCAGUCGCCUUGUUGGCGAUUGUAGCAGCCACACCGCAUCACCAUAAUCACCACAAGAAGCUUGAGAGGCACCUCAAGGGACUACCAUGGGUGGUAGAGCACACGGGACAUACGGUGGGAAGACUGGUGGGAGGAGUCACGAAGACAGUGAAGAAAGUCACUGGUACCGUGAAGUCCGUUUCUGAACUGGUCGGGAAAGUCACCGGCCAUUUAGAGGCUGAUAAGGCGAACUUCGUGAGUGCAGGAUUCUUCGCCAGAGGAAUUCUAGAUCACAGCUCUCCUUCUUAUAAAGCCUUUAAAUGGAUUGCCGGAAGAAAGGACGUCCGAACCUACAAUGAGGUGACAGAGAUUCUUCUGACAGCCACCAAGGGGGUCAGUGGUCUACUCAACCAGUGGAUCCCAGAACUGGGUGACCUUCUUUCGAAGUUGGUGAUUGCUACGACCAGGAUCGGAGACUGUGUGCUCGGCCACACGCUCCACGUCCGAUCCAGGCAUGGACAUCUUCACCAUUUGAAACACCCCAAAUUACACCUCUGCACGAAAACCCAUUACGGCAGACGGUGGGGAUGGAAGGCAUACAGGGCUGGAUACAGCAACGAAGCUGAGGUCAUUCUCUACUACAAGCUGCAACACGCAGUCAAACAAGUGCAUGCUUUGUUGCAACUCAAAGGCGGCAUUGAUGGUCUUGAAGGAUACCCCAAGCACCUUGCUCAAGCUAUUUUGGAAAUCAGUCACUUGUUUGGCCGCCACCACACAGCUUGGACCCGCAAAGAUGUCAACUUCGUUUACGCAAGACUGAUUUCCAUCUUCGGUCUUGUUGGUAACGCUCAGCAUCCUAAACUCGGCAGAUACCUUGUGGCUGAAUUCUUGUUCCUCUUCAAGAUCAACCACUUUGCCCGCGACUACAAAAUAGAUAUUGAAAGUUACAUACAAAUCAUUGAUACCAGUGUCCUUAUUGAAAUAAGACAAUUAUGGCUGCCGGGAGUAAGGAUAUGUAGUGAUGAAAAAUUCGAGAAAGGCAUAGUGGAUACGGAUGACCAAGAAUUAGUGGAAGAUGAGGAAACGUAUCCCCAAGAAGAUGACGAUGACGAUUAUGACGAUGAUGACGAUGACGAUGAUGAUGAUGAUGAUUCUCCCACACCUGGAGGAGAAGGCGAUGCUCCUGAUUCCGACAGCGAUGAUGGGACGACACCUUUGACUCCUGGACAGGGUGGCAAGAAACCAGGCAAGCCAGGCAAGCCCGGCAAGCCCGGACAGUCUCCUGAUGACAAUGAUGAUGACGACGAGACCAACCCCAAGAAACCUGGACAGGGUGGCAAGAAACCAGGCAAGCCAGGCAAGCCCGGCAAGCCCGGACAGUCUCCUGAUGACAAUGAUGAUGACGACGAGACCAACCCCAAGAAACCUGGACAGGGUGGCAAGAAACCAGGCAAGCCAGGCAAGCCCGGCAAGCCCGGCAAGCCCGGCAAGCCCGGACAGUCUCCUGAUGACAAGGACGAUGACGAUGAGACCAACCCCAAGAAACCUGGACAGGGUGGCAAGAAACCAGGCAAGCCAGGCAAGCCCGGCAAGCCCGGACAGUCUCCUGAUGACAAUGAUGAUGACGAUGAGACCAACCCCAAGAAACCUGGACAGGGUGGCAAGAAACCAGGCAAGCCAGGCAAGCCCGGCAAGCCCGGCAAGCCCGGACAGUCUCCUGAUGACAAUGACGAUGACGACAUGACCAACCCCAAGAAACCUGGACAGGGUGGCAAGAAACCAGGCAAGCCAGGCAAGCCCGGCAAGCCCGGACAGUCUCCUGAUGACAAUGACGAUGACGAUGAGACCAACCCCAAGAAACCUGGACAGGGUGGCAAGAAACCAGGCAAGCCAGGCAAGCCCGGCAAGCCCGGCAAGCCCGGACAGUCUCCUGAUGACAAUGACGAUGACGAUGAGACCAACCCCAAGAAACCUGGACAGGGUGGCAAGAAACCAGGCAAGCCAGGCAAGCCCGGCAAGCCCGGACAGUCUCCUGAUGACAAGGACGAUGACGAUGAGACCAACCCCAAGAAACCUGGACAGGGUGGCAAGAAACCAGGCAAGCCAGGCAAGCCCGGCAAGCCCGGACAGUCUCCUGAUGACAAUGAUGAUGACGACGAGACCAACCCCAAGAAACCUGGACAGGGUGGCAAGAAACCAGGCAAGCCAGGCAAGCCCGGCAAGCCCGGACAGUCUCCUGAUGACAAUGAUGAUGACGAUGAGACCAACCCCAAGAAACCUGGACAGGGUGGCAAGAAACCAGGCAAGCCAGGCAAGCCCGGCAAGCCCGGCAAGCCCGGACAGUCUCCUGAUGACAAUGACGAUGACGAUGAGACCAACCCCAAGAAACCUGGACAGGGUGGCAAGAAACCAGGCAAGCCAGGCAAGCCCGGCAAGCCCGGACAGUCUCCUGAUGACAAUGACGAUGACGAUGAGACCAACCCCAAGAAACCUGGACAGGGUGGCAAGAAACCAGGCAAGCCAGGCAAGCCCGGCAAGCCCGGACAGUCUCCUGAUGACAAUGACGAUGACGAUGAGACCAACCCCAAGAAACCUGGACAGGGUGGCAAGAAACCAGGCAAGCCAGGCAAGCCCGGCAAGCCCGGCAAGCCCGGACAGUCUCCUGAUGACAAUGACGAUGACGAUGAGACCAACCCCAAGAAACCUGGACAGGGUGGCAAGAAACCAGGCAAGCCAGGCAAGCCCGGCAAGCCCGGCAAGCCCGGACAGUCUCCUGAUGACAAGGACGAUGACGAUGAGACCAACCCCAAGAAACCUGGACAGGGUGGCAAGAAACCAGGCAAGCCAGGCAAGCCCGGCAAGCCCGGACAGUCUCCUGAUGACAAUGAUGAUGACGACGAGACCAACCCCAAGAAACCUGGACAGGGUGGCAAGAAACCAGGCAAGCCAGGCAAGCCCGGCAAGCCCGGCAAGCCCGGACAGUCUCCUGAUGACAAUGAUGAUGACGACGAGACCAACCCCAAGAAACCUGGACAGGGUGGCAAGAAACCAGGCAAGCCAGGCAAGCCCGGCAAGCCCGGACAGUCUCCUGAUGACAAUGAUGAUGACGACGAGACCAACCCCAAGAAACCUGGACAGGGUGGCAAGAAACCAGGCAAGCCAGGCAAGCCCGGCAAGCCCGGACAGUCUCCUGAUGACAAGGACGAUGACGAUGAGACCAACCCCAAGAAACCUGGACAGGGUGGCAAGAAACCAGGCAAGCCAGGCAAGCCCGGCAAGCCCGGACAGUCUCCUGAUGACAAUGACGAUGACGAUGAGACCAACCCCAAGAAACCUGGACAGGGUGGCAAGAAACCAGGCAAGCCAGGCAAGCCCGGCAAGCCCGGACAGUCUCCUGAUGACAAGGACGAUGACGAUGAGACCAACCCCAAGAAACCUGGACAGGGUGGCAAGAAACCAGGCAAGCCAGGCAAGCCCGGCAAGCCCGGACAGUCUCCUGAUGACAAUGACGAUGACGAUGAGACCAACCCCAAGAAACCUGGACAGGGUGGCAAGAAACCAGGCAAGCCAGGCAAGCCCGGCAAGCCCGGCAAGCCCGGCAAGCCCGGACAGUCUCCUGAUGACAAGGACGAUGACGAUGAGACCAACCCCAAGAAACCUGGACAGGGUGGCAAGAAACCAGGCAAGCCAGGCAAGCCCGGCAAGCCCGGACAGUCUCCUGAUGACAAUGAUGAUGACGACGAGACCAACCCCAAGAAACCUGGACAGGGUGGCAAGAAACCAGGCAAGCCAGGCAAGCCCGGCAAGCCCGGCAAGCCCGGACAGUCUCCUGAUGACAAUGAUGAUGACGACGAGACCAACCCCAAGAAACCUGGACAGGGUGGCAAGAAACCAGGCAAGCCAGGCAAGCCCGGCAAGCCCGGCAAGCCCGGACAGUCUCCUGAUGACAAUGAUGAUGACGACGAGACCAACCCCAAGAAACCUGGACAGGGUGGCAAGAAACCAGGCAAGCCAGGCAAGCCCGGCAAGCCCGGACAGUCUCCUGAUGACAAUGAUGAUGACGACGAGACCAACCCCAAGAAACCUGGACAGGGUGGCAAGAAACCAGGCAAGCCAGGCAAGCCCGGCAAGCCCGGACAGUCUCCUGAUGACAAUGAUGAUGACGACGAGACCAACCCCAAGAAACCUGGACAGGGUGGCAAGAAACCAGGCAAGCCAGGCAAGCCCGGCAAGCCCGGACAGUCUCCUGAUGACAAGGACGAUGACGAUGAGACCAACCCCAAGAAACCUGGACAGGGUGGCAAGAAACCAGGCAAGCCAGGCAAGCCCGGCAAGCCCGGACAGUCUCCUGAUGACAAUGAUGAUGACGACGAGACCAACCCCAAGAAACCUGGACAGGGUGGCAAGAAACCAGGCAAGCCAGGCAAGCCCGGCAAGCCCGGACAGUCUCCUGAUGACAAGGACGAUGACGAUGAGACCAACCCCAAAAAACCUGGACAGGGUGGCAAGAAACCAGGCAAGCCAGGCAAGCCCGGCAAGCCCGGACAGUCUCCUGAUGACAAUGAUGAUGACGAUGAGACCAACCCCAAGAAACCUGGACAGGGUGGCAAGAAACCAGGCAAGCCAGGCAAGCCCGGCAAGCCCGGCAAGCCCGGACAGUCUCCUGAUGACAAUGACGAUGACGAUGAGACCAACCCCAAGAAACCUGGACAGGGUGGCAAGAAACCAGGCAAGCCAGGCAAGCCCGGCAAGCCCGGCAAGCCCGGACAGUCUCCUGAUGACAAUGAUGAUGACGACGAGACCAACCCCAAGAAACCUGGACAAGGUGGCAAGAAACCAGGCAAGCCCGGCAAGCCCGGCAAGCCCGGACAGUCUCCUGAUGACAAGGACGAUGACGAUGAGACCAACCCCAAGAAACCUGGACAGGGUGGCAAGAAACCAGGCAAGCCAGGCAAGCCCGGCAAGCCCGGCAAGCCCGGACAGUCUCCUGAUGACAAUGAUGAUGACGACGAGACCAACCCCAAGAAACCUGGACAGGGUGGCAAGAAACCAGGCAAGCCAGGCAAGCCCGGCAAGCCUGGCAAGCCCGGACAGUCUCCUGACGAUGACGACCAGGAUUCUGGUUUUGAAGACAUAGAAUAUGAGGAAUUCGAUGAAUCAUCAAGCUCUGAAUCUCAGGAAAGUAGUUCUAAAAAGUCUAGGACUCGAUCAAAUCGCUGUUACAUCGUAUACUACGGCAAUACCUUCAGGAAAACCACCAAUGCAGACUUUGAUCCUAGCGACGAAGAUGGCAGAUCUAAGACCGUCAUCUACAGAAGAAUCAAAGGCUCCAGAAGAAGCAACCAAUUCGCUGAUGGUGAUGAAUACACUUAUGAAAUCGAAGAUGAAUCAGAUGGUACCACAUACAAGUCUUCUGGAAUGGAUCAGGAUGACUCUUCUUACUCCAAUUCCAGUAGUUAUACAGUAGAAGAAUCUGGACCUGACAGUUACUCUAAGACAGAAGAGAGUAAUCAAGAAGAUGGGUCUCAAAACGAGCAAAAUGAUGAAUCGGAGUAUAAGCAAACAACAGAAGAUGGUACUUACUACUACAGAAGUAAAAAGAGUAGUAAGUCUGAAAGCUCAAAAAAUAGCAAGAAGCAAUCGUCGGAGUAUUACGAAUCUUCUUAAAUCAAUUAAAAUAUAAACUGCCUCACUAAGAGACAUUUAAUGAUUACUUAAACCAAUUCCUUAGUAACGAUUUUGUAUAGAAAACUGUUGCUAAGGACUGGGUUAAGUUAUCGUUAAAUGUGUUUGAGUACGGUGGUAAGGCUGUAAAUUUAAAUCUUGAAUCACGGUUAAAUUUAUGAUAAAAUUGUCUUUUUAUGAUCAACUGAUAGAUACUACUGGACUUAGGUAACUGAUACUAAUCAUAUAUGUUUCUUAGAGAGAAUAUGCUAGGCUUUAAAAAAGUAUUUCCCUUAAAUUCUUGUUAAAAACCACCUAUUUCUGUAUUUUAUAUGAUACUAGCGACCCGCCCCAGCUUCGCAUGGGUGCAAUGGUGACAUAUUACGCAUGUAUCAUACAUAUAAACCUUCCUCUUGAAUCACUCUAUCUAUUAAACAAACCGCAACAAAAUCCGUUGCGUAGUUUUAAAGAUUUAAGCGUACAAAGGGACAUAGGGACAGAGAAAGCGACUUUGUUUCAUACUAUGUAGUGAUAAUAUUUUGACUAAAGCAGUGUUAAGAAAUUAUUUGUAAACUUGUUUAUCCGACUGUUAGUCAAAGUGUUAUUGUGUGUUUAUUAUGAAAUUGAUCGUGAUUCGAGCUAUGGUAAUGUUUAAGAUUAUUAGUUUUUAAUGUAAAUUUAGUUAUAAUAAAGAAGCAAGUUUUAAAAUGUCA
Messenger RNA from Spodoptera frugiperda (fall armyworm), 6446 nucleotides. RefSeq names its product collagen alpha-2(IV) chain-like. The transcript is spliced from 19 exons. The record is from RefSeq and is a predicted model, not a curated record. Lineage: Eukaryota; Metazoa; Arthropoda; Insecta; Lepidoptera; Noctuidae. Bases 67 to 5736 code for a protein of 1889 amino acids.